This is a messenger RNA of Phaeoacremonium minimum UCRPA7, 3921 nucleotides long. RefSeq names its product putative abc transporter transmembrane region protein. NCBI's taxonomy places the organism in Eukaryota, Fungi, Ascomycota, Sordariomycetes, Togniniales, Togniniaceae. The record is from RefSeq and is a predicted model, not a curated record. Gene Ontology annotation, molecular function: ATP binding; ABC-type transporter activity; ATP hydrolysis activity. Gene Ontology annotation, biological process: transmembrane transport. Gene Ontology annotation, cellular component: membrane. Bases 1 to 3921 code for a protein of 1306 amino acids. The transcript is spliced from 12 exons.
AUGGAGACCAGCACCGACGACAAGGAGAAAACGACGAACAGUCGUCCCGAGUCUCCUCAAACGCAGUUGCCAGGCGAGGAUCAAGCUGCCAAGGCUGCUCGUCCAGAGAGAGAAGCCGAGUUCAAGGACUACCUACGCAUCUUCUCGUACGCAACAAAAUGGGACUAUGUCUUGAUGGUUGCUGCCGCGUUGGCCUCUCUAGGCGCUGGAACCGGCGAGUUCGAACACUCCCUCAACAGGCUGUCUUUGUUCAUCUUCAUUCUUUUCAUCGCUCGUUUUACCUUGAACUAUGUCAGCAAGUUCUGCUUCCGCCUGAUUGGAAUUCGAAUGUCGGCAGGGAUCAGGCUUGACUACCUGAGAUCUCUAUUCGGCCAAUCCAUCCAUGUCCUGGACUCAAUGCCUCCUGGCGCUGCAGCAGGUACCAUCACAUCUACAGCAAACACCCUUCAGCUGGGCAUAUCCGAGAAGCUCGGCACUUUUCUCGAGUUCCUGUCGACGAUUGUGACCGCGAUCAUCGUUGCCUUCACGUUCUCCUGGGCGUUGACCCUGGUGACUGGCAGCGUCAUCCUCUUCAUUGCCCUCACACUUAGUGUCUUGCUCCCAUUCAUCAUCAAAGGCCAGUCCAGGCUUACUAGGGCCGAGAUAAAAGCAGGAGCUGUUGCGUCCGAAGCUUUCACCAGUAUCAGAAUGGUCGCUGCCUGUGGUGCCGAGUCAAGAGUUGCAAAACGAUAUGCUCAUUGGGCUGAUGAGGCGAAAAAGCACGGUCAAUUUACAUCACCCCUGAUAGCAAUCCAGUUUGGCCUUGUGUUUUUUGGCCUCUACGGCGCAUUCGGCCUGGCCUUCUGGUACGGUACCAAGGCCUUCCAUGAUGGGACAAUUGAUAGCGUGGGAACCGUCAUCAUUGUCCUAAUGUCUGUCAUGAUGAUGGUCAUUUCUCUCGAGCGCAUGUCCACUCCUAUGAUCGCAGCCUCUAAGGCAAUGGUAGCCGCUGCCGAAUUCUUUGCCGUCAUCGACGCACCUCGACCUAAGACGGGUCAUCUCAAAGCUCCAGAUGUAUCUGCUUCUGAAGAUAUUGUGUUCAAGGGAGUUGACUUUGCAUACCCUGGGAGACCUCAUGUAAAGGUCUUGGACGACCUGGACCUGACCAUUGAGGCUGGCAAGGUGACAGCAAUUGUUGGGCCAUCUGGUUCCGGUAAGAGCACAAUAGUCGGCCUGGUAGAGAGGUGGUACACCCUUCACGACCAAUACAUAAUCGCCAAAGCAAUCGAAAAAGAUCCGAAGAAGAAAAAGGCGGCCGAGACCAAGCCUUCCUCCGAGUUGCCAGCAGCAGGAGAGAAGAAGUCCUUCUGGGCUCGCCUGAAAGAGAAGCGUGAAGACGCUGGCGAGGAUGAUGAAGACGAUGCCGAUUCCGCAGGGGCAGUUGAACAAACGGGACCGCGCGUUGAACUCAAAGGUACAAUUGAGACUUCGGGACAUAGCUUCGACGACAUCAACUUGAAGUGGUGGAGAGCACAGAUUGGGUUGGUACAACAGGAGCCUUUCCUAUUCAACGACUCAAUAUACGCCAAUGUUAUGCAUGGGCUGAUUGGAACCGAAUGGGAGAACGAGCCAGAAAACGUCAAGAAGGAACUUGUGCGCGAGGCGUGCAAAGAGGCCUUUGCUGACGAGUUCAUUGAUAGACUCCCAGAUGGUUAUGAUACACAAGUGGGUGAUUCAGGUACCAAGCUUUCUGGCGGUCAAAGGCAGAGACUUGCCAUCGCGCGGAGCAUCGUCAAGAAGCCUAAGAUCCUCAUCCUAGAUGAGGCCACCUCAGCCAUUGAUGUCCGCAGCGAGAAGAUUAUUCAAGUCGCGCUCGAGAAGGUUUCCAAAGGUAGAACUACAAUCAUGAUUGCCCAUCGGCUCUCGACUAUUCGAAAGGCAGACAAGAUCGUUGUUCUUCAGAAGGGCAAGCUGAAGGAGCAAGGUACCCACGAGAGCCUUUUGCAGAACGAGGAAGGCGUUUACGCUGGCCUUGUCAACGCUCAACGGCUCGCUCUAGGUGGCCAAGACGGUGAAGAGGAUGAAGGGCCAGAAUCCGAAGAGGACAUUGACGCCAUUUUGACUCGCGAGAAGAGCGCCGCACAGGCAGAUGCCGAAGUCACUCAGAGGCUUACCAGUUGGAAGGCCAAGGGCCUGAUUGGCAGCUUUGGACGGCUUCUAUACGAGCAGAAAAGCAAAUGGCCGACCUAUACGAUCACUGUUAUUUUUGCCGCCUGUGCAGCUGCUUCUUUUCCACUCCAAGCGUACUUGUUUGCUCAGAUUAUUGUCGUGUUCAACUACACUGGAGAAAAGUUUCUUCAUGAAAGUCGCUUCUGGUCUCUCAUGUGGUUUGUUCUCGCUAUUGGCAUUGGCAUUUCCUACCUCAUUCUUGGCUAUUCUGCCACACAGCUUCAAUACUAUAUCUGUGCCACCUAUCGAAAACAAUACUUCGAGGCCAUGCUCUAUCAGAAGACCGACUUCUUCGACGAAGAGGAAAACUCCACAGGUAGUCUCAGUGCUCGCGUCGCGGGAGAUCCGAAACAAUUAGAAGAGAUGCUUGGCAUGAACAUGGCCAUGGUCUACUCCUCUAUGUUUCAACUCAUCGGGGCACUGAUUAUUUCAUUCGUCUAUGGCUGGAAACUUGCCCUCGUUGCUCUCUGCGUUACCGUCCCGCUUGGCCUAGCCGCCGGCUUUUUCAGAUUAAAGUACGAACUGCAGUUCGAAAAGAUGUAUGCCGCAGUCUUUGCCGAGUCUUCGAAAUGGGCAGCUGAGUCCAUCGGUGCAUUCCGCACCGUCUCUGCCUUAACUCUCGAAGAUGUUAUUACCGAUCGAUAUGAAAUGCUCCUCAAUCAACACGUCGUCUCAGCCUACAAGAAAUCUAGAUGGUCAACUCUUGUCUUUGCCUUGUCUGACUCCAUCGGCUUGGCUUGCCAGGCGCUCAUCUUCUGGUAUGGCGGACGACUACUGGCAACCAGAGAGUACCAACUCUUGAACUUCUUUGUCUGUUACAUGGCCGUUAUCCAAGGCGCUGAGGCCGCCGGCCAAGGAUUUUCCUUUGCCCCGAAUGCCGCCCAGUCCACAGGAGCGGCGAAUCGUAUCCUCAGCAUUCGAGAGUCGCGGAAUAGAGAUGAGGCGGAUGCCAAGAUUCCUGAUGUGGAGGGUGGUGCCAAAAUCGAGUUCCGCAACGUGGGCUUCAAGUAUCCGACGAGAAACGUGUCUAUCUUCAAGAAUCUCAACAUCACGAUCGAGAGAGGACAGUUUGCUGCUCUUGUCGGUGCUUCGGGCUCAGGCAAGACGAGCAUCGUAUCUCUUCUAGAGAGGUUCUAUGAUGUUCAGAAAGGCCAAAUUCUGUGUAAUGGGACAGAUAUCAAGGAUGUAAAUGUCUAUGAGUAUCGGAAUCUCCUCUCACUUGUGGCGCAGGAGCCCACCUUGUUCCAAGGGACUAUCAGGGAGAAUAUCCUCCUUGGAGUCGACCCUGAGGAAGUCACUGAGGAACAGAUCCACCAGGUCUGCCGUGACGCGUCCAUCCAUGACUUCAUUGUGUCGCUGCCAGACGGAUACCUCACAAACGUCGGCUCCAAGGGCGUUGCCCUCAGCGGCGGUCAGAAACAGAGACUAUCCAUUGCCCGAGCAUUGAUCCGCAACCCACAGAUUCUCCUCCUGGACGAGGCAACGAGCAGUCUCGACUCGGAGUCGGAGAAGGCAAUUUCCGCAGCGAUUCAGAAGGUGGCCGUUGGCCGCACCACUGUCGCUGUGGCACACAGGCUCUCUACAAUCCAGAACGCAGAUAUCAUAUAUGUCCUGGGCGAGGGCCACGUCCUUGAGCAAGGGAAUCAUGCCGAAUUGUUGAAGAAGAGGGGUGUCUACUGGAAUAUGUGCCACAGCCAAGCUCUCGAUAGGUGA